UUUUUUCUGCCAGGCCAACUGACGCCGGAUUCAUCCGUUGACUCAUCCGCAUACCCACUAUCGUGCCCCGCCUCCAGACGUUCCUCCCUCCAUCUCAGUCCCUUGUCGCAGAUUCAAGGAGUUCUAGCGAUCGAAGUAUUCAAUCGCUUUUAGAUCUUCAGAUAUCACAAAAUCAACACAUUCGCAAUGGGUGUCACAAUUGUUCUUGGUAGCCAGUGGGGUGAUGAAGGAAAGGGAAAGAUUACGGAUAUGCUCGCGCAGGAAGCUACGCUUUGCUGCCGUGCCGCUGGCGGCCACAACGCGGGCCACACUAUCGUUCAUGGCUCUACGACUUAUGACUUCCACAUUCUUCCUUCCGGACUGGUCUCCCCCUCUUGUGUCAACCUCAUUGGUGCAGGAACUGUGGUGCACGUCCCCAGCUUCUUCAAGGAGCUGACGGCUAUUGAGACUAAGGGUCUGACCACCGCUGGAAAGCGUAUCUUCAUCUCGGACCGCGCUCACGUUUGCUUCGAUCUGCACUCUGUUGUGGAUGGCCUGGAAGAGGCUAAGCUCGGUGGUCGCAAGGUCGGCACUACUGGUAAGGGUAUCGGUCCUUGCUAUAGUGACAAGGCUGCUCGUCGCGGUGUCCGUGUCGGCGAGAUCUUGGACGAGCCUCUUUUCGAGCGCAAGCUGCGUUCACUGCAUGCGGGAUAUACUGCCCGUUUCGGCGAAUUGGAUUACGACGUUGAGGAGGAGCUUGCACGUUUCAAGGAGUACCGCCAGCGCCUGGGUCCCUACAUUGUCGACCAAUUGGCCUUCCUGCAGAAAUACAAGGAGGCCUCCAACACUUUGGUUGAGGGUGCCAACGCUCUGAUGCUUGAUCUGGAUCACGGAACCUAUCCCUUCGUGACCUCCUCUUCGACCGGCUUGGGUGGUGCUGUCCAGGCUCUGUCCUUGAACCCCACUAGCAUUACCUCCAUCAUUGGUGUUGUCAAGGCUUAUACCACCCGUGUCGGCUCGGGUCCCUUCCCCAGCGAGCAGUUGAAUGAAUUUGGUGACAAGCUGCAGGGUGUUGGUAAGGAGUUUGGUGUCACCACCGGUCGCCGCCGUCGCUGUGGUUGGUUUGACAUGGUCCUUUGCCGCUACUCGCAGGCCAUCAACCACUACACUGCUCUUAACUUGACCAAGUUGGAUGUUCUGGAUGACUUUGACGAGAUCAAGGUCGGUGUUGCUUAUAUCCUUCCUGACGGUACCCGCACGGAGAACACCAUGCCUGCCGACCCCGAGAUCUUGGAGAAGGUCAAGGUCGAGUACGUUACUCUUCCUGGCUGGAAGACCAAGACCAUGGGCAUCAAGAAGUAUGAGGAUCUGCCUCCCAACGCCCGUGCCUACAUCGAGUACAUCGAGCGCGGUCUUGGUGGGGUCCCGGUCAAGUGGAUCGGUACCGGCCCUGCUCGUGACGACAUGAUCGCCCGCGAGUAGAUUCUGCGUUCUGGUCGUUGAACCGGUUGGUUGUUUUAUUCUCAUCUUCUCGUAUAAUAUCCUCAAGCACCCAGUACCUUUAUUUCUUUUACCAUGUAUGUUUCUAUUCUGGAUGAUUUGUACUAUUGUCUACUAAGGUAAACCGGUAGACGGCUGGGUCGCAGAUAAAUUUAGAGUACAAAAUUUCCACCUCAUAGGCA
Aspergillus aculeatus ATCC 16872 is the source of this 1661-nucleotide messenger RNA. It is a transcript of the gene adB, whose product is annotated as adenylosuccinate synthase ADE12. Gene Ontology annotation, cellular component: cytoplasm. The transcript is spliced from 4 exons. Gene Ontology annotation, biological process: 'de novo' AMP biosynthetic process; IMP metabolic process. Lineage: Eukaryota; Fungi; Ascomycota; Eurotiomycetes; Eurotiales; Aspergillaceae. The record is from RefSeq and is a predicted model, not a curated record. Bases 187 to 1461 code for a protein of 424 amino acids. Gene Ontology annotation, molecular function: GTP binding; adenylosuccinate synthase activity.